Messenger RNA from Penaeus indicus, 1382 nucleotides. Its product is annotated as facilitated trehalose transporter Tret1-like. The record is from RefSeq and is a predicted model, not a curated record. Gene Ontology annotation, biological process: transmembrane transport. Gene Ontology annotation, molecular function: transmembrane transporter activity. NCBI's taxonomy places the organism in Eukaryota, Metazoa, Arthropoda, Malacostraca, Decapoda, Penaeidae. Gene Ontology annotation, cellular component: membrane. The annotation marks the transcript as partial. The transcript has 5 exons.
CUCCAUGAAGAAUGAGGGAAGAAAGGAAGAUGAAAGAUGUACAGAAGCAAAACCCGCCUUGACUCUAAGACAAGUGAUAUGUCUGGUGGCGAUCGGCGGCACCAAACUCCUGAAUGGAAUGAUGUCUGGCUGGCCCGCGGUUUUGCCCAAGAUGCAGGAGGACCAAAGCAGGUUCACGGUGACGGACGAGGACGUGGCCUGGAUCAUUUCCCUGAUGUUCAUCAUGGGCUUCGUGGUCUCCCCCCUGGCGGGCUUCGUAGCGGAGCACGUGGGUCCGCGGCGCCUGCUGGUCAUCGCGAUGUUCCCUGUGUCCGGGUUCUGGCUCCUGCAGGCCUUCAGUCCGUACCUGUGGCUCCUGUACCUCGGCAGGGGCCUUCUCGCGUCCACUGCCACAGUAACAUUCACCAUCGUGCAGCCCUUGGUGGUAGAGCUCUGCCCGCUGAGAAUCAGGGGUCUGGCUUCGGUCCUGCCAGAGCUGUUCCACUGCAUUGGACUGCUGGCGUCCUACCUGCUGGCUUCUCUGCUGUCCUGGGACAUGGCUACUGCCAUUUCCGCUGCCCCGUUCUUGCCCUUGUCUCUGAUGGUACUGCUUGUACCAGAGUCACCUUACUGGCUUGUGAGAAAGAAUAAGAUCGACGAAGCUGAGAGAUCUUUGAGGCUUCUGUUGGGACGCGACGGCGAUGUGGCUCAAGAACUGGAGGCGAUCAGGAGCACGACGACCCAGCGGCAGAGUGAAGUUAAGGACCAGGUAAGGGAGCUUCGCAAGGCCAAAAAUGCUAUACCAGUUGUUCUGAUGCUCAGCGUGUUCAUGCUGCGAGAGCUCGGCGGGAAAGGGCCGGUCUUCAGCUACACCGUGUACAUAUUCCGCAAGGCAGAGGUGGAACUGGACGCAUUUUAUUGCACAGUUUUCGUCGGUGUUGCUCGACUUGUAAGCACGUGCGUGUCUGCUUGCUGUCUGGACCUGGUCGGUCGCAAACGCCUUCUCGUGGCGACGGCAGUGAUGUGCGCAGUGUCGGAGGGCGUCGCCGGAGCCUUCCUCUUCCUGGAAGUGGAGGGGUUCGCGUGGGUGCCCCUGACAUCUGUAAUUGUCUUCGUGAUCGGCUAUGGGAUUGGUCUCGGACCCAUUCCCUGGACAUAUCUCGGCGAACUCCUGCCGACACCCGUCAGGUCUCUGGGAGCUGCCUUGAUCACUUUUAGUUACUCCAUUAUUUACUUUAUCGUAAACAUUUUGUUCCUGAAAGUGAUCUCUUCCCUCGGCCUGGGAUUGACGCUGCUGAUAUUCGGCACAGCUAAUCUGGCUAUCGCCAUGAUAGUCCUGUUGUUCAUUCCCGAGACCAAAGGGCGGACUUUGCAAGAUAUGGAAAAGGCCUUCUCAUCCAGGA